UGUAUCAUACAACUAUACAAGUUUAAGAUUAACAAACAAUUCAAACUCGCUAAUUCCCAUAGAUUUCAUACUCCAUUUAGGAUUUACUAAUUAGCAUGACUCGUAGUUAGUAAGCAAGUCAAGUAAUCGUACUAGUGUAUCAUAUAAGAUCAUAGUGUAAAUUAAAUUAAAUAAUUAAUUAAAGAAAUAAAUAAAAAAGAAAAAAUAUCCCCACAUCCGUCUUUCUUUCUCUCUCCUCGUCUAAAAAUUUAUCUCGCCUCCGAUUUCUUCUUGCCUCGUGCUCUUUUAUCGUUGAUUCCAAAAAUUUUCGAACAAUUUUUUUUCCCAGAAUUUCUUGGAUUUUCGUCGUCAUCUACAUCACCUGUAACUCCCACAUUUUUUUUCGAGCUUCCAUUAAUCAAUUACCCUUCAAUUUCACUUUCUCGAAGGGCUUCUUAAUUGGUGCUGAUUUGGGGAUUUUCGAUUUUUGUAUCGGAAAUUAGGGUUUAUGAUUUGAAGUGGAUUGUUCUCUUCAAGAGGUCUGAUUUAUUGAUUCAGUGAUGAGUGCAGAUUUUGGGUGGAAUGGCAGUUUUUGGGACUGGCAAUUGCAGAAAAUCAUAGUGGGUAAAUGGUGUAGGCAGUAUGCUGCUGGUAGUUUGGAGAAAUGCAAAGGUAUCAUGCUGCUAGCUGCACUAGUGCUGUCAAUAACAACACUGCUAUUGGGGGCAUUUCCAAUAGAGAUACUAAUGCUCGGAACGAUCCGUCUUUGUCUGCCAACUUCUCUUUAAACUCGAGGCGGACUUCACCACUUACACCAUAUAAGUUGAAGUGCGAGAAGGAGUCACUCAACUCUCGCCUUGGUGCACCUGACUUUCAUCCACAAACUGUCAAUUGUCCGGAGGAGACUCUUACCAAGGAGUAUGUGCAAUCUGGUUACAGAGAAACAGUUGAAGGGCUUGAGGAAACUAAAGAGCUCUCAGUUACACAAGUCAAUACUUUUACGGCACCUAUUGUUCUUAAAUGCAAAGAGGCAAUUAGGAAACGUCUUAGAGCUAUCAAUGAGUCUCGUGCUCAGAAGCGCAAGGCUGGCCAAGUUUACGGAGAGCCACUUUCUGGUUCCUUGUUGAGUAAAUCUUGUGUCUUUCCAGAGCAGAAGUCUUGUGGCGAGGACUUUAAGAAAAGAUGGAUUGAGGGCUUAUCCCAAUACCACAAAAGCCUUUGUUCUUUAGCAGAUCAUGUUCCCCAUGGCUAUAGGAAAAAGUCGCUAUUUGAGGUUCUCAUCAGAAACAAUGUUCCCUUGCUGAGAGCAACAUGGUUUAUUAAAGUAACCUAUCUCAAUCAGAUUAGGCCUGGAUCCUCAAGUGUCUCCAGUGGGUCUCCUGACCGAAUUCAGUUAUCGCGUACAGAGAUUUGGACAAAGGAUGUCACUGAUUACUUGCAGUAUAUUCUGGAUGAGUUAUUCCCAAGGAAUAGUUCUCAUUCCAUCCCUCAAAAUAGGGAUCGAUCACAACAAAUGCUAUAUGCAGGGUCAGUGCAAAAAAAAAGUGAUCAAGUUUCAUCGGCUUUGGAUUCUGAGGAGCCGUCAUUGCAUACUAAGUGGUGGUAUGUGGUGCGUAUUCUUCAUUGGCACCAUGCAGAAGGACUUAUUCUUCCUUCUCAAGUUAUUGACUGGGUAUUCUUGCAGUUUCAGGAUAAAGAUUUACUCAAGGUCAUGCAGUUCCUUCUGCCAAUAAUUUAUGGAGUAUUGGAAACCAUUACUACAUGUCAAACAUAUGUGCGCAAACUUGUUGAAGUCACUCUGCGUUUUCUCAAGGAAGCUUCCACAGGCUGUUCUGAUCCGGUGGAUAAUUCUCGAAGAGCAUAUACUUGUUCUGCUCUUGUUGAGAUGCUUCAAUAUUUAAUACUGUCUGUACCGGAUACUUUUGUUGGUCUGGAUUGCUUUCCCUUGCCGCGCUGUCUGAUGAUGUCUGCAGAAAGUGGUGUGUCACAUCAUUCUAAGUCACCUGUGUGUUUUGAACACCCAAAGAAUGAUUCUGCAGGGGUUUCGCAUGUUAUAACUAACAACCGUCUUGAUGUCAAACAUCCAUCAUCUUGGUUUAGGCGUGUAGUUUCGUCGAUCAAGAAACGAUCAACUUAUUUGGCAAAGGCUGCCAGCCCUGGCUAUUCUGGGCAGAAUGUUGCUAAAGCUGUGCAAGCCUUAGAUAAAGCUCUUGUGCUAGGAGAUGUCCAAGAGGCUUAUAAGUUACUCUUUGAAGGUAUUUCUGACUCCUCUGUUCAUGAAGGUUGGAUUGGCGAAGUAAGCCCAUGCUUAAGGUCAUCGUUAAAAUGGAUAAGAUAUGUUGGUCCUCCAUUAGUUUAUUCCGUGUUUUUGCUUUGCGAAUGGUGUACUUGUGAUUUCAGGGAUUUUAGAACGUCAUCUUUUCAUGAUGUAAAAUUUACUGGGAGAAAAGAUUUUUCUCAACUUUAUAUUGCUACUAGGCUCAUGAAGCAAAAGAUGAGGGAGAUACAGAGGUCAGAAAAAGGAAAGAAAGGUUCUGAAAGUAGGGCUGAUGUAAGUUAUGACAAAUUUACCUGCAUUGAAACAUCAGAUUAUUUUGAAAGCCCUGGCCCCUUACAUGACAUUAUAAUAUGUUGGUUGGAUCAACAUGAUGCUCAAAAAGGGGAAGGUUCUAAGCGUGUACAGUUACUCCUCAUCGAGCUCACUCGCUUUGGAAUUUUUUCUCCAUUGGCAUAUGCAAGGCAGCUCUUAGUUAGUGGAAUUAUGGACAAAAAUGGUCCCGUUGUUGAUCCAGACAGACGCAAGAGACAUUUUCGGAUCUUGAAACAACUUUCAGUUUCAUGUAUGCUUGAUGUUUUUGAUGAAGCACAGAGUGCUGACAGAUCACUACUUCUGGAAGCAAUACAUGUAUACUCUAAUGAAAGGUGCCUUCUUCUUCGUGGAUUGCUUGCUGAUGAGCACAAGCAAAUUAGAAGUACUAAUUAUGCACCAAAGAAGCAGAAAGAAAAUCAAAUCUCUCAAAGGGAUCAUUCUUUACCUCCUUCCAUAUACCAGUUGAAAACACCACAGACUUUGUCAGCCGUGUCUUAUAAUAAGAGCAAGAAAAAUGGUCUUGACCUAGAGAAAUUGAAACUCUCUAUUCUGGAGCUGUUGCUCCUGCCGAAGUCUGCUGCUGAUGCUGGAGCUGAUGAAUCUCAAGUAAACAUGAAAAGGUCUGUUGGACUCAUUUCAGGUAAGCUAGACAUUGCAGAUGGAACACCUGGCUGUGAAGAAUGUCAAAGGGCAAAGAGACAAAAAAUAGGUGAAGAAAAAUAUUCAUUUCUUCAUAGACCCUCUUCAAACCCAUUAGACGAUGAAGAUAGUUGGUGGGUGAGGAAGGAGCCAAAAUCCGUGGAUUCCCUUAAAGUAGAACAACCAAUCAAGCCGAGCAAGCAAGCCUCGAGAGGUCGACAGAAGUCUGUGCGUAAAACACAAAGUCUGGCUCAACUAGCUGCAUCAAGAAUUGAGGGAAGUCAGGGAGCAUCUACAAGCCAUGUAUGUGACAAUAAGGUGGGAUGUCCUCACCAUCGGCCAGUUCCGGAAGGAGAUGCUGAAAAAUCUGCUGAUGGCAACAGGGCAAUCAGUGGCACAGAUAUUGUAUCUAUUGGUAAAAAGCUAAAGCGAUUGAAAUAUGCUGAGAAGAGGAGCAUUUCUGCUUGGCUAGUUAGUUAUGUCAAGCAGGUUGUUGAGGAAACAGAAAGAACUUCAACCAAGGCUGGUCAGGUUAAUCGGUCUUUAUCUUCUGUUGAUGAAAAGAGCUCAGCAAAGUGGAAGCUUGGUGAGGAUGAGUUGUCUGUCAUACUUUAUUUGAUGGACAUGUGCACUGAAGUGCCUUUGGCAAUCAGUUUUCUUGUUUGGCUGUUGCCUAAGGCUCUAGGUAAUCUUAAUGCCCCUAUACAUGGUGGAAGAAAUAUGAUGGUGCUGCCUAGAAAUGUGGAAAGCCAUGCAUGCGAAGUGAAGGAACCAUUUCUCUUGUCAGCUAUACGGAGGUAUGAGAACAUAAUUCUUGCUGUGGAUCUUUUACCUGAAAUCUUGUCAAGCACAAUGCAUCGUGUUGCAGCAGUUUUAGGCUCCAAUGGCAGGCUUUCCGGUUCACCAACCUUUCUGUAUGCUAGAUAUUUGCUGAAGAAAUAUUGCAAUGUUAGCAGUGUAAUAGAAUGGGAGAAAAGUUUUAAGGCAACUUGUGACAAAAGACUCCUUUCUGAACUUGAAUCCGGAAAAUUGCAAAAUGGAGAAUUUGGUUUUUCUUUUGCAGUUCCAGCUGGUGUUGAGGAUCUUGACGAUUUUAUCCGCCAAAAAAUUAGUAGUAACCGUUCGUCUAGAAUGGGUAUGAGUAUGCGAGAAAUUGUGCAAAGAUGUGUUGAAGAAGCAGUUCGUCACCUUUUUGGCAAGGAGAGAAAGCUUUUUGGGCCUGGUGCUCAAAAGAAUGCUGGCAUAGACAAAUGGGAUGAUGGGUAUCAAAUUGCUCAGCAAAUUGUUGUUGGGCUCAUUGAUUGUAUUAGGCAGACUGGUGGUGCUGCUCAAGAAGGGGAUCCUGCUUUGGUUUCUUCUGCUGUUUCUGCAAUCGUUGGCAAUGUUGGGCCAGCUAUAGCUAAAAUGCCAGAUUUCACAUCAGUCAGUAAUCAUUCAAACUUUCCUGCUCCAACUGGGUCACUGAGUUUUGCUCGCCGAGUUUUGCGGAUACAUAUAAAUUGCCUGUGUUUACUCAAAGAAGCACUUGGUGAGAGGCAUAGUCGUGCUUUUGAAAUAGCUCUUGCUACAGAAGCUUCUUCUGCUCUUGCUGGAGUCCUUUUGCCAGGUAAGAAUGCUCGAGGUCAAUAUCAUGUGUCACCCGACGCUCAUGAUUCUAGCGUGAAUUUGUCAAAUGAAGUACCUAAUAAUUCCACAAAAGUUGCUGUUGGAAGGGCUACAAAGAUUUCUGCAGCUGUGUCAGCUCUUAUCAUUGGGGCAAUUAUCCACGGGGUCUCUAGCCUGGAGAGAAUGGUAACAGUCUUCAGGCUUAGAGAUGGUUUGGAUUUGGUUCAGUUUGUUAGGAGUUCUCGGACCCACUCAAAUGGGAAUGCAAGAUCAGCUGGGGCCCUCAAAAUAGACAAUGCACUUGAAAUUUAUAUUCAUUGGUUUAGGCUACUUGUUGGAAAUUGUAGAGCAGUGUCUGAUGGUGUAAUUGUAGAGCUUCUAGGUGAACCCUCUGUGAUUGCUCUUUCAAGGAUGCAGCGCACACUUCCUAUUAACCUUGUGUUACCUCCAGCAUAUUCUUUGUUUGCAUUUAUGAUAUGGAGGCCAUUUAUCUUCAGUUUCACCCCAGGAGGUCGUGAAGAGAUUCCUCAAUUGCUACAGUCUUUGUCCUUGGCUAUAGGCGAUGCAAUAAAACAUGCACCUUUUCGAGAUAUAUGUCUAAGAGAUACUCAUGGUUUCUUUGAUAUCGUGACUUCUGAUACUACAGAUGCUGAGUUUGCAUCCAUUUUAGAGCUGAAUGGUUCAGACAGGCUUUUAAAGGCCAAAGCUUUUAUCCCUCUGCGCGCUAGGCUUUUUCUGAAUGCAUUAGUUGACUGUAAACUACCACAUUCUGUGUCUUUGCAGGAUGAUGGUGGUCGAUUAUCUGGGACUAGUGAUGCAAAGGUUCAAUAUGAGGAGAGUGAAACAAAUAUUUCUGAUAGGCUUGUUAGUGCUUUGGAUACUUUGCAGCCUGCUAAAUUUCAUUGGCAGUGGGUUGAGCUUAGGCUUUUUCUUAGUGAGCUAACCCUUAUCAAUAAACUAGAUUCCUCCAAUGACACAGUAUCAGUAGCUGAGGCUAUCCGUUGCCUUACACCUAAUCCUGAUAAGGGUGGUUCUUUGGAAAAUGAGAGCAAUUUCAUUCCGAUUGUCCUUACAAGGUUAUUGGUGAGGCCAGAUGCUGCUCCACUCUUUUCAGAAGUAGUACGUCUUUUUGGAAGGUCAUUGGAAGAUUCAUUGCUGUUACAUGUUAAAUGGUUUCUAGAAGGACAAGAUGUGCUUUUUGGAAAGAAAUCUAUAAGGCAGCGGCUUGUGAACUUUGCAGAUUCUAAAGCUAUUUCUACUAAGGCCCAGUUCUCGAAGCCCUGGGGCUGGGCUAAUUCCAAUUCUGACGCUAUAGGAAGUCGGGGAGACAAAAGGAGAUUUGAAACUCCAUCUGUGGAAGAAGGUGAACUGGUUGAGGAGGACUAUAAAAGAAAUGCCAGAGGUGCCUCAAAGCUGUCAAAUCGUGAAGGCCUCAACUCCAAUCAACAGUUUGUGACGGAGAGAGCUCUUAUGGAAUUGGUUCUUCCUUGCAUUGAUCGAAGUCCUGAUGAUUCUCGCAAUAGGUUUGCAAGUGAGCUUAUUAAGCAGAUGAACAAUAUUGAGCAACAAAUAAGUGGGUUUACUUCAGGGUCCAGUAAACAGACAGGAUCAUCUCCUUCUGGGUCUGAAGGUUUUACUAGCAAAAGUAGUACCAGAAAGAGCAUGAAAGGAAGUAGCCCUGGGUUAGCCCGACGAGCAGCAGCAGUAACAACUGAUUCAGCACCGUCUUCUCCUUUAGCUCUGCGAGCAUCAAUAUCAUUGCGACUACAGCUACUUGUGAGAUUGCUUCCUUCUAUAUGUGCGGAUGGGGAUUCGUCUGGUCGCAGUUCAAGGUUUAUGCUUGCAUCAGCUAUACUCCGUCUUCUUGGAAGUAGGGUUGUUUAUGAAGAUGUGGACAUGUCUUUCAAUCCUCGACGGGGAUCGCCACUGAAAGAUUCUGAGUUACAGAUGGAAACUUGUGCAGAUGUUUCUUUGGAUUUGUCAGGGAAGAAUUUAUUUGAUUGGCUAUUGCUAGUAUUACAUGCUUUGCUGAACAGUUCUCAACCCAGUUGGCUCAGAUUAAAAUCUCUCUCAAAGUCAACUGUUGUGUCCUCGAAAGACUUUGCUGGAUUUGAUCGUGAGAUCUUAGAGAAUUUACAGAGUGAGUUGGAUCGGAUGCACUUGCCAGAUGCAAUACGAUGGCGUAUUCAAGCAGCUAUGCCAGUUGUUGUACCCAACCCACGAACCUUUAUCUCUUGCCAGCCGCCUUCUCUUGCAUCUACUGCUCUUGCUUCACUUCAGCCCAGUGUCAGUUUUCCUUCUAACCAAGCAAGUCCGUUGCCAAAGAAUAUACUGCCGUCUGUGCGCACUGCUACAUCUACUGCCAUGCUUGGAAAGUCAAAAUCAGCUGUCUCUCAACCUGAUAACGAUUUGGAGGUUGACCCAUGGAUGCUUUUGGAAGAUGGGGCAGGUUCAGGCUCAUCUUCUAGUAACACUGCAGUUAUGGGUGGUGGUGACCAUGCUAACCUUAGAGCAUCCAGUUGGUUGAAAGGAGCUGUUAGAGUGAGACGGACUGAUCUCACAUACAUUGGUGCUGUGGAUGACGAUAGCUGAUCCUACUUGACCUUGUAAUUUAUUUUGGUCCCGGAAUGAGCAGAUCCUUCAGAGAAAAAAAUCAAUGAUUUUCAUGGUGCAUUAAGAAGGCAAUUAUCUUUCUUGUUGCUGCCCUCUUCACUCGGAUUGGAGGGCCAGAAAGCAGGUGGAAUACUUGCUACUUGUUGGCCUGAGGGCUGAGGAUCUGUGUAAGCUGCUAUGAAUUUUUAUCCUGCCCAAGUGCCAAGGUGGCUGCUUAUCUGAAGUCUGCUUCAUUAACUAACCUAUGAACACCACCGCCACAAGCACGGGUCGGAGGCUUGUAUAUAAUUAGAUAUAAUGGUGACCGUGAUUGCUUGAGCUCGGCAAAAUCUCUGCUCUGUAAUUUUUUUUUUUUUUUUUUUUUUUUUGAAAUAUCUUGUCCCAUUCUUCUCCUCUGAUGCCCUGAGUACUAUGCUCACCAAGUCACCAGAUAUUCUGGCUGGUAGCUAUCUAUACUGUAGAAUAUAGCCGGGGCAUAGGUGUUAUGACUUUUGAACUCAGCAUUGAAGAAAUGCCAUUGUAGAUCAUGGGCCUGAAUAUGGCUAUUUGCCAUUUUUCUUUUGCCUAACUUCUUAGAUAUUCAAAGUGUUAGCUCAUUCUCCAGAAA
Molecule: messenger RNA, 8033 nt
Organism: Chenopodium quinoa (quinoa)
Lineage: Eukaryota; Viridiplantae; Streptophyta; Magnoliopsida; Caryophyllales; Amaranthaceae
Product: mediator of RNA polymerase II transcription subunit 12-like
Exons: 14
Coding region: 644-7405 (2253 amino acids)
Biological process (GO): regulation of transcription by RNA polymerase II
Cellular component (GO): mediator complex
Molecular function (GO): transcription coregulator activity
Source: RefSeq, a predicted model, not a curated record